AUGGGUGAAACCUACGAUGGUGAAAGUCAGAGUGGAUCAGCGCCACCUGCUUCUUUGAUGAGGAGAUACGAGAGGAUAUUUCGUCUUGAUUUUGAGCAAAUCAAAGAGGAUGUCCUGAAGCUCACAUUGGGAACAGGAAACGUCGUAGUUGUAGAAUCUAGACUGCAGGAAUUACGACAACUCAAGAAAGAAUACUUCAAGGUCAGAAGUGACAUUUUAGAUAUAUUGUCAGAAGAAGAGGUAGAGGAUGAGUUGCAUGCAAAUGAGGGAUUAUCUGGUGUACAGAAGUUUGCUUAUUUGAGAUCAUCCUUGAAAGGAGCUGCUCUAAAAUCUAUAGAGGGAUUUGAAGUGACAGAAGUCAACUAUCAACAUGCAGUAAAGGUACUCUGUCAAAGACUUGGUCGCAAACGUCAGAUCGUCUCAUCACUGGUGAAGUCCAUUGUCACAGCAACCUGUAAGGAUUCUGAGAAAGCUACGUCAUUGCGCGAACUCCACGACUUGCUACAGAAUAGGGUGCGUGCCUUGGAAGCCAUGGGAUUUGACUCAACAGAUGAAAAUGUUCGAAUGCUGGUAAUUCCGCUGCUUGAAAUGAAGAUGAGUCCAGAGCUUACAGAGAAAUGGGAGUUACACACAGCAGAUAUUGAUGAUGUUGAUAUCACAGUCAAUUCAAUCUUCCAGUUCCUACAUAACCAGGUUUUGUCUAAGGAAGCAAGGGAGAGGACUUCAGGAGCAUCAGCUGGGAACAAGCCAGUUGAUAAACAGCAUGGACUGGGGAAACAGUCGAGGUAUAACCAGGGUUAUCAUACGGGUAACAAGAGCAAAGAAUUCACAGCAUCAGCACUUCUUGGCGGCACAAGGAGCAUCAGUUGCGGGUUUUGCACUAGAAGCGGACAUGAGGCUUGGGACUGUAAAGAAGCCAAGAAGAAGUCAGUCAACGAACGUUGGGAUUUAGCAAAGCGGAACAAGCUUUGUUACAACUGCCUGAGAGUAAUGAAUUUCAACCAUUCAGUUAAAUCCUGCAAUUCGCCGACUUGCCCCAUUGACGGAUGUGGAAGAAAACAUCAUCGUCUACUUCAUAAUAAAUCUCAGGAAUGCGACAAGAAGAACGUGACCAUCAGUGGAUUUGUUGCGGCAGGUCCAUCCAAAACUACUGAGGUGUUGUUACAGACUGCACAGACAACUGUGAUUACCAGGGAUGGAUCAAGAGUUCCAGUCCGAGUGUUGCUAGACCCUGGUAGCCAAAGAUCAUAUGUUAGAAAACGGAUUGUCGACUUUUUGGGGAUUACUGGUCCAAAUGAACUCUUGAGCAUUGCAACCCUAGGAGGACAGACUAGUAAAACGAAAAGUAUGCCGAGAAUCAAGCUGUCAAUUGCAGAUAUUCAAGUUGAAGUCCUGGCCAUCGAAGAGAUUUGUGCAAAACUGGGCCCGGUUUCUCAAAGAAUCUUAAGUAUUUGUCUUAAGUCAUAA
Molecule: messenger RNA, 1467 nt
Organism: Lineus longissimus
Lineage: Eukaryota; Metazoa; Nemertea; Pilidiophora; Heteronemertea; Lineidae
Exons: 2
Coding region: 1-1467 (488 amino acids)
Source: RefSeq, a predicted model, not a curated record